Messenger RNA from Entrophospora sp. SA101, 963 nucleotides. Lineage: Eukaryota; Fungi; Glomeromycota; Glomeromycetes; Entrophosporales; Entrophosporaceae. The record is from the annotation of a GenBank genome assembly.
AUGUUUUUGGUUGGAGGAUUCAGUGAAUCAAAAUAUCUUCAAUCUAGAAUUAAACAAAAAUUUGGAGAUAAAUUAGAAAUAGCAAUUCCGCCCAAUCCAAUUACUGCAAUAGUAAAGGGUGCAUGUGAAUAUGGACUUGAUAGGAAGAUUAUAAGCACAAGAGUAUUAUUAUGGUCAUAUGGAGUUGAAAUUAGUGAUGAAUGGCAAACUGAUGAUCCACUAUCUCGUAAAACAAUAAAUGGCCGAAUCUACAAGUUUGAUUUGAUGGCCAAGAAAGGAACAGAGGUGGAUGUUAACAAAGAAUUUUCCAGUUAUUUGGGCCCUGUUUACCCCAACCAAACUGGUGGAACACUUAACUUUUUUUAUACCACCAAAUAUGAUGCAACAUAUUGUGAUGAACCUGAGAUGAAAAAAUUGGGUAGUUUGUAUGUUGAUAUGCCUGACAUUCAUUUAGGACUGAAUCGUUCUGUACAAGUAACAUUACGUUUUGGAUCUAUGGAAAUUGUUGCAACAGCAAAGAAUAUAACUACUGAUAAUGUUAAUUUAAAGAAAGAAGCUAUCAAAUAUCAAUCAGCAACAAGUUUUCAAUUAGGAAUUCAAGAUUCCAAUAGUCUUGGUCAAUUAUCAAAAGACAUUCGCAAUUUACAUCAAAAUUUAGAUAAAUUUUGUGGACUGAAAAAAGAAUUAACAUUAAUGAGUUGGAACAAAGCUACUUCAACGAAAUUACGUCAACAAAUUUAUGGUGUUCUUGGAAAUCGUGGAUUUUCCAAUAUUGCUGUAGGCAAAGAAGACAAAAAACAUCCAUUGAUUGCAACAUUACAAAAAGAUAUUUUAGAUUUAAUGAAUUGUUAUCGUACAAUUACAAAUCCAGAAAAGUUGUCAGAAAUUGAAAGCAUAAUUGAUGAAAUUGUUAGGCAACCAUUAUUAUCUGGAGAUUCUGAAAUAAUAAGUAAUAAAGGGUGA